This is a messenger RNA of Oppia nitens, 2860 nucleotides long. Its product is annotated as sucrase-isomaltase, intestinal-like. The coding region runs from base 44 to 2860 and encodes 938 amino acids. The transcript is spliced from 10 exons. The record is from RefSeq and is a predicted model, not a curated record. Gene Ontology annotation, biological process: carbohydrate metabolic process. Gene Ontology annotation, molecular function: carbohydrate binding; alpha-1,4-glucosidase activity. NCBI's taxonomy places the organism in Eukaryota, Metazoa, Arthropoda, Arachnida, Sarcoptiformes, Oppiidae.
UUAAAUUAAUUUUUUUGAUGAAAUAAUAAUAACGAAAAAAAUCAUGUUUUCAUUGCAAACUGUAAUAUCUUUAUUAUUAUUAUUAGUAUUAUUAGUUAAUUCAUGUUUUAGUGAAAACUUGAACAACCGUUUGGACUGUUGGUUAGAAAAUGGCUAUCAAAUAGAUGAACAAUCAUGUUUAGCCAGGGGGUGUAUAUGGGAUCGUACACCACGUCCACAGGGUGUCCCAAUAUGUUAUUUAGAUACAGGGAAAGUGGGGUACAAAGUGGUCGGACCGGUACGCAAAUCGGACUCGGGUUUAGAGGCCGAUCUCGCCUUGAAAUCGACGGCCACUAAAACACUGCAAUCGCCGUCCAUAGAGUCGUUGAAAUUUCAGGCACGCUAUCUAACCGAUCGUAUCAUCCGGUUUACGCUCAGGGAUGCAAAAAAUCCUCAUCGAUAUGAAGUACCCAUACAAUCGACAUUUAAUUUAUUGGAUAGUCUAGAAACUGAUGAACAAAAACGUCAAUAUUUAUUGAAUGUUAGCUCAAAUUUAAAUGAUUUUCAAUUUACUAUUCAACGUAAAGAUAAUCAAAAUAAUGUUUUCGACACAUCAAUCGGCGGACUAGUCUAUUCCGACCAAUUCAUCCAAUUGGCCACCCGAUUGGCCACCCGUACAGUCUAUGGGUUCGGCGAAAAUGUUCACCAGACCCUACAGCAUGACCUCAACUACCGUACUUGGCCGAUGUUUGCCCGGGAUGUACCACCCGGUGAUAACGAGCAUAACCUGUACGGUGUUCAUCCGUUUUAUACGGUACUCGAACGGGACGGUCGGGCACAUGGAGUCUUGUUUAUCAAUAGUAACGCUAUGGACUAUACACUACUACCCGAACCGGCCCUAUCGUUGAAAAGUUCGGGCGGUAUACUCGACUUUCUGGUGUUUGUCGGCGACAAUCCCGAACACGUCAUCCAAUUGUAUACGUCGGUAAUCGGCCGGACAACUAUGCCACCCCUAUGGGGUCUGGGGUUUCAGUUGUGUCGAUACGGUUUCAAAGAUACCAAUAAUGUUAAGCAAAUGAUUGAUCGCAAUAUCAAAGAACAGAUACCAUUGGAUGUUAUGUACAUUGAUAUCGACUACAUGAGCAACUACGAGGACUUUACCUACAAUAGUGACGGGGCAUUCAAAGGGCUACCUGAGCUGAUGAAACAAACACGUAAUACAAGUCAAUUACACUGGACAUUGAUACUGGAUCCGGCUAUCGAGGCUAACAAUCCCAAGUACCAGGCAUUUAGUGAGGGAUACAAACAGGAUGUCUAUAUUAAAUGGGAUCCACAGAUACCGGUUAAGGACAGACACUAUCCACCGGAUGUCCCGACCGAUAAGGGUGUCCUGUAUGGUAAGGUAUGGCCUCGAGGACCGGCAGCUUUUCCCGAUUUUAUGCGCAAUCAGACGGAUAAGUGGUGGCAACAGGAGAUCCAAAAGUUUCAUACGACCGUACCGUUUGAUGCCCUAUGGAUUGACAUGAACGAGCCGUCAAACUUUCCCGACGGCUAUAAGAUAUGUCCGCACACUAAGUACGACUAUCCGCCGUUCAGGACAAAGGCUCUAUGGGGUGGCGGGGAUGUCCUAUCCCAGCAAACAGUAUGUAUGACUUCUAGACAGGGCGAAAACUCAGAGUACAUGCACUAUGAUGUACACAAUCUGUACGGCAUAACUGAGUCGAUUAGUACUAAAAAGGGUCUAUACGCUGCUACUGGUAAGCGAUCGUUUGCCGUUUCCCGGUCUACCUAUCCAUCAUCGGGCCGUUAUGUUGCCCAUUGGUUGGGCGAUAACUAUGCCAAUUGGUCGCACCUGAGGAAGUCAAUUAUCGGAAUGCUAGAGUUCAAUUUGUUUGGCAUUAAUUUUGUCGGAGCCGAUAUAUGCGGUUUUCAGGGCCAGACCACUCCCGACCUGUGCCGCCGAUGGCACCAAUUGGGCGCUUUCUAUCCGUUCAGUCGCAAUCAUAACGAUCUGUCCGUCCAGUCCGAUCAGGAUCCGGCCGCUUGGAAAGAUAUGGGUCAUCCGGAAGUUACCGAUACUGCUCGGGCAGCCCUGCAGCUCAGGUACCAGUUGUUGCCGCAUUUGUAUACCCUGUUCUACGAAUCGCAUACGACUGGGUCGACAGUUGCCCGACCCAUGCAUCACGUUUGGCCAUUGGAUGCAACCACUCAUACGAUUGAUCAACAGUUUAUGUGGGGUUCAAGUGUACUGAUAUCGCCGUUUGUGUUUGAGAACCAGAAGGAAGUUAAGGCAUACUUACCGGCGGCUGAUGUCUGGUAUGAAGUACGACCCGAAAUCAAACGGGUCGAGAAUGUCGGCUACAUUACAAUCCCCGAUACACCGGCCAGUCCGCCACCCGUUCACCUACGCGGCGGUCACGUAAUAUCGAUGGUCAGUACCGACAAACUGGUCACUACUCAAUCGGAUUCGUUCAAACAUUUGCAACUGGUUGUACUACCCGACGGUAAAACAGGUGGCAGCCAGUCAUCGUAUGGACAGUUGUUUUGGGACGACGGCGAUAGUAUAGAUACUAUUGAACGAAAUGCCUAUAAUCUGUAUUCAAUUAGACUGACCGGUGCUAACUGUACGGUAAGUAUUGUUGCCGAUAAACAUGGUUUAGAUAAAUCAGUGGUCAAACCAACCAUCGAUCGACUAGUAGUUGCCGGUACUCGACAAAUGCCCGGCCAAUUGGUAGCCACUGUUGACGGUAAACAAGUUCAGGCCAAACAUGUUAACGGUAGGACAGAAAUCGAUGUCAACCAACUGUUGGAUACGACAUCCACUAAUCAAUGGACAGUCCAGUGGAAAGAUAGUCAGUCAGGAAAAUGUGAUUUAUUGUGA